ACAGUUGAUCUUACUUUAUAACUUUUAGAGAGAAAAUGUUAUAUAGCGACUGCAGACAGGUCAUGCGAGUCAUUUUGCGAAAGAACUUACCAUUGUUCACAUUCAUAGUGGAGUUGUGGAGCUUAGAGGAGUUGUUCGAAGAGUUUCGUGUUAGUUUUUUUUUGUUUGUUAAGUUUAAGAAAAGUACAAGAUCUAACACUUAAAAGAAGUGGCCAUUGUGCAUGGUGUCCACAGUUUAAGUUCUUCGUCUUUUUCUCCCUUUUUUUUCAAUCUUCAUUAUUUUCCUAAGAGACAGAGAAAGAAAAAUUAAUAUAAUCCUAAGGAGCACGUUUGGUAAUAAAUUGAGUUUCAUUGUGAUUGUUGAAUAACAAAGGAGAGAAAAGAGCACAACUUUCUUUGGAUUAAAAUUCAAUUAAGGAAUCACAAUGCGAUUAAGGAAUUUGGGUAUUUUGUUGUUCACUUUGCUGGCAAUUUGUGAGGCACGACGAGUUCGGGUACAAUCGAGACCACAACAGGAGGAAAGGGAAAAUAGAGCUGUUGUUGUUGAACAAGAAGAUGACAAUAAGGCUCAACCUGCCAUCCAGUACUACAGUGCAGCUGAACCACAGGACAACCAAGGAAGGGUGAUCCUUGUGGCUUCUGAUGAUGACUACAAUGGUCCCUAUGGCCAGCCAACCCUGAGACAAAGGGCCGACUACAACCGACCAAGUCCAACCACAAGGAGUCAAACCCCAGCUCCGAUCCCUCGGUCUAAAGACCAUGCCACAAAACCCCCACCAGUUCAAACCAUCCGGAACUACAGCAAAGUGAACGACGAUGGUUCUUUCACAUUCGGCUACGAAGCUGCUGAUGGGUCUUUCAAGGAAGAGACCCGAGGAACUGAUUGUGUUGUCCGUGGGAAGUAUGGGUAUGUUGAUCCUGAUGGCAACAAGAGAGAAUUUACCUACGUCUCAGGCAACCCCUGUGACCCAAACAAUCCCGAGAGCGAAGAAGAAGAACAGGAAAGAUCUGAGGAGGAUUCCGAUGAAAACAUUCCUCAGAACUACCCCCGAAGACCAGUUCCUCGUCCUGUUCGUCCAUUGCACACAACUCCUCGACCCACCACAACGGUCUUCCAGAAUAAUUAUGCCCAUUCUUCCCUGCCCCAGCAGCAAGAUGAUGUGAGUGAGGAAUCCGAAGAGCAAGAACCCAUCCAAUACAUCCAGCCCCAAAGACCAACAGUCACUCAACGUCCUAUCAUUAGGACGCAACCACAAGAAGUGACAAUCCGCGAGAGACCGCGUGUUACCUUCAGCACAACACCAACUCCAGCUGCAGUCCAAUACACGCCUUCCCAUCCCGUUAGCAUUACCCCAAGACCAACCUACCGAGCUCCAACUCAAACCCUCCAGACUCAACCACCAGCCACUACCUACAGACCCGCACUGAGUACAACACAGAAAUCCAGCACGCAAAACUACCCAUCCUCCACUCAAGAGGUUUCAGUGUUGCCAACCAAACCAACUUCGGGUCGCCGACCGAUCGAUUUUGCGGCUGAAUUCCAAAAGUUCCAAGACGAAACGAACGCCCUAACACCCUCACCUGCAGCCCCUUCAGUUGGCAAACCUUUCAAACCAGCUGCUGCUCUACCAACUGGCAAUCCCAUCUACCAUUCACAGUUGAUCUUUGAUCCUUCCACUGGUCAAUACGACGCCAACCUGUAUCAGCAGUUGCCACAGUCGGAGGGUGACUUUGCCCUAAGUCAUCGUAUUCAACCAUACGUUCACUUGCACCCUCAACCGACGCUAGUCACACUGGAACAGCUCCAGAACCAGAGUCCGCUCUAUCGCCAACCUAUUCCACAACAGCCCCUACCACAGCAGUCACAGCUGCGACCAACUCCAAUUCCCAUGCCACAAUUCUCUCAGCAGGUUUAUCAAAAGUCCCAGGAGAACCUUCAAGUGCUGAAUUCUCAGCAGCUCUUUGCGCAGCAACAGGAACUCGCGCAACAGCAACUGCAGCAGGAUCGUCUGCAGGCUGCUAAGAAACCACAACAACCUGCCCCAGCACAUCGGUUCCAGGUACAGGCACAGCCCCAGAGGCCGCAGGCUCCACCACAAUUCUACUACAUCCAGCCAGCACCUGGAGGAUCACUGGGUCAGAUUGAUGCUUUCCUGCGAGGGCAGAAUCUUGACUAUUAGACAGUAUACAAGUUGAUGAGUGUUGCCAGAUGAGAAAUGAGUGAGACAGCUAUAUUUUUCAGAGAAGUUAUAAUUUGGUUUUUUGAAUUUUGAGAUCAAUUCUGAUUUUGAAAGCAAAACAUUUUAAAUAAAUUAUUUGACUGGUAAGGAUGACUUGCAUUUUAAAUUUGUGGAAACUUAUGAAAUUGUUUAUAACUACUUAUAACUUUGUUGAGAUAUAUGGUUGUCUCUCUCAUUGAUGACUGUUGGCAGCACUGAUUGUCCGUACAACCAUGAUUUUAGUUCUAACAACCAGAACUUGAAACAUACUGAAAAUAUAGGCUUUUGAAAUUUUCACCAUGGCUUUUGAAGCAAUCAUUAUCAACUGCCUUAGGCAUUAAAGACUCCACUGGGAGCAGAAUAUUCAAUUAAAGAUAAUAUAUAAUUUUUUAAAAUAAAAAGGCCCUUCCAUGUCUAAAUGAUGAGAUUUAAGAAAAAAAAAACGGAAAAAAUUCCCUAUCCAUUAUUACAUUCGAAUAUCAUGAUUUUUCGUUUGCAUGUGAAUUACGACCUCGAUCAAUCACGCAUACCUUUGUAAUGAUUUGCCAUAGAAUUAGCGGCAAAUAUUGUUUUUUUUUUAGUCAUUUAUACCUUAGAUAUAUAUGAAUUUACUUGUACGCAAAUUGUUAAUUAUUAUUAUUUACAAAUCUUCAAUAAUAUCUUUCAUUUUUUUUGCCAACACCUACAAACACUUUGUAAUUUUCUUCUGCAUCAUUUUGUAAAGUCUAUUUUAAGUAGUAGGAAGUUAACAAAGUGAAAGUAAAAUGCGAUAGUAUUUCAGAUGCAAUACACGAUAUUUUUCUCAUAACUUCGCGCUAUAAUUAUCACAUUCCGGUUCUCUUAAGCAUUCCCGGUGAAUUCUUCAGGUGACAAAGCAGUGCGAUUAGUUUCAAAGUCAAUUGAUAGAAGACAAAAAAAAUCCAGUCCUAACAGUUGGUGUAAAGUAAUCUAUUCCGAUACAAUUAACACCAAGAGGAGACUUUGUAUUGUAUAGCCUAUGUCUCACGUAGUUUUAUGCAUAUGUAAACAAUUCUCUUAGCAUUUAUAGUGUAAUUGGGUAUUAAGUAAUAAACGCAAUUACACUUUAAAGAUCGCCAAUGGUUAUUCCGUGCCAGCUGGAAUAUGUACAUAAUGAAAGUUAAAGAAAAAAAAACUGAAGUAUAGAGUUGUAUCGAGAGUCAAGAAUGCCCGGAUCACUUCAUCAAAAGAAAAACUCGCUCGAACGUGCAAAAGAAACCAGGCUAUUGCAUCAUUUACACACCUUGUCUGCGAUUUCGGAUAUUGAAGCUUUUAGCCAGAUAGGAAUUCAACAUAUACAUAAAAUGUAUCCAAUGAAAUAUGACUGGAGUGAAGUUGAUUUAACCCAAAUAAUUAUGAUUCAGAUGUUUAUAUCGAAAAAAAAUCCUAUAUACAAUUUUUUUUAAUUUAUGAAUGUGUUACUUUAUUGAAGAAAAAAGCAAGAGUGACACUUGAGAGAUGAUUUAUUCUUGCAUCACUUUUAGUUAACCUAUUGAUUCGAUACAAAAUAUUAUAUAGUGGUAAUUAAUUUUCCCAUCACGUCUGAAUACCUUGCUUUCACAAUGAAAUACCUUUGAGGAGCUCUAAAAUUGAAUUAGACGUGAAUAGCUACUACAUACAGAAGCUUCCAGGAACUUCUGAUUUGAUCAAAAGUACUGCUUCUUGCUAAGUACAUUAAUAUUGGAUAAAAUCUUUUACGAUUUUUCAAUGCUAAUCACUGAGAGAAAAAUAAAAUUUAGUACGAAUGAAGGUUUUGUUAUCAGUUUUAGGUAGGAUGGGGCAGUUUUACGAAGCUGAAGUUUUUUUAGGACUUAUUUGCUAAACCAAUAUGAACCAUAUUGAAACUAACUAUUUUCCGAUUCUUUCUCUUUAAUUUUAACUACCUGAAAAUCUUUAUUUUCGAAAGUAAUACAUGUAUGAGACUACCCCACCUUCUCCUAUAUAAAAUUGAAGAACCGAAAUAUUAGAAUCUUCAAAUGACAUUUUUAUACAAUUUUUUGAAGAAGUUUAAGCUACAAAACACCGGCACCAUUUAGUGUUCAGCCUUUAAUGCAAUUUUGAAUAAAUUGGUAGGGGAGAGUGGGGUAGUUCAUUGAUUUCGAAUAUGCAAAUACAGUAGACUCUCUCUCAAUUGGGCAUUUGGGGCAAAAUGUCAUCCGGUUUAGCGAUAGAAUUGAGCGUCAAAGCCUUUGUAAAUUCCACAAAAAGCGCUCAAUUAUAAAGAAUCACGAUAAAAUAGGAAGAACUACAGCGAAUUUGAGCAAAUUAGCUUCAUAAUUAAACGUGAAAAUUGUCAACAAAAUUUUUCGCCCGAUUAAGAAAGAGCCGAUUGAGCGAGAGUCUACUGUAAAACCAAACGGAAUAAAUUUCGAAUAUAUACAGAAAUGAACCGGAAACAGUUACUUUGAAUAUCUAGGGAAGUGGGGCACCUUUGAAUUGGGGUACCUUUGAAAUUGUAAUUUUUUCUCACAUUUUGAAAUGCAACUGGAGUUUAUAAUGAUAUAAUUUAGCUAAAUUACAUUAUUAUAAGUCUGAAUUUCUUUUAAAAAUAUCAGAAAAAGCCCAAUAUUAAAGGUACCCCAAUUCAAAUGUGCCCUAUUUUCCCCUGAUUUUUCUUCCUUUAGCAGAUAGAUUUUAAAUAACAGUUCAUCUGUAUGAAAUUACCCCAUCGUCUUCUUUUUUUUUUUUGAAGAUUUUAACUUUUGAGAACUGUAAAAUCAAUGUAUCUCAGUACUAAUUUAUUUAAGAGGCUUUAAAAUGGGACAGAGAAACUUAUCAUUAGCACUACUCUAAAAAAUGUACUUAGGGGGAAGUGGGGCACCUUUGAAAUUGUGAAUUUUCUCCUUUAUUUAAGUGGAAUUAAGCCAUGCCAUAACGUAAUUUAGCUUCUCAAUCUGUGUGUGCAGCUAAAUUAUAUCACGAUAAGGCUCAAUUUCAUUUGAAAAUAGGUGAAAAAUCGCAAUUUCAAUGGUGCCCCACUUCCAAAUGUGCCCCACUUCCCCCUAAGCACAGUUUUUUAAUUGAUUUCUUUUCUGCGAAAAAUUAUUAUGGCCUAGAAUCAAGUUUGAGAAAACAAUAUUCAAAAAGUUUUGCAAUCAAUAAUUGAAUUUAAAAUGAAUUAUUACAUGAGAAAACCGUUAAAUAAUGAUAUUUUACUGUUCCUUAAAUUUCCAGAAAGUUCCUUCGUGUCGUGUAGAUGGCGUGUCAUGCUGCUGUUAAAAUUUCCAAAGCAAUUACUAUCGGCGAAAGCAGAUUCCCUUCCGAAUUAAGGAACUCAUAAUUCUGAUAUUAUAUCUUUCUUUAAUUUUGGAAAUUAGGAUGGUGUGUUAAUUUAUUCUUGGGAAAUUGAUUAAAAAUUAAAAAAAAAUAAUUUUGAGAGAAAAAUUAGGGGGAAGUGGGGCACCUUUGAAAUUGGGAUUUUUUACCUACUUUUAAAUAAAAUUGAGCCUUAUCGUGAUGCGUAAUUUAGAUUCUCAAUCUAUUUGUGCAGCUAAAUAGUAUCACAAUAAGGCUCAAUUUUAUUUAAAAAUAGGUGAAAAAUCUCAAUUUCAAAGCUGCCCCAGUUUUAAAGGUGCCCCACUUCCCUCUAUUAAAAUCACAUCAUUUAAAAGAAUGAUUUUUCAGUUAAUAAAUGGCGUUAAUUUUCGUUAGAAAUUCCAAUGUUUUCUAUUUAUCUUAACUUGAAAAUGUUUCAAAAAAAUUUUAUAAUUUGGAAAAUAUAAUAAUAUCAAAAGAACUGUUGCGAAAAAAAAAUUACAAAUAUUCAAGAAAUUGAAUUUUCUAAAUUAGUUAAUCAUUUAGAAAAUUUUGAUAAAUUUACACAUAUUCAACGGAUGUCUUGUUACUAAAUUGGGCAGAAUUCGGAAAAAAUACUCUGUAAAAUAUCAAUUCAUUUUGUUUUAUUAAAAUCAUGUAUUCAAAAUAUUUUGAAACUGUCGCGUUGUGUGAUUGACUAAAACUUAAAGGUAUUCAAAGCUUUAGUCAAUUUGAUAAUGCGAUAAAAUUAAAAUAAUAAAUAAGAUUUAGUUUUCAAUUCCUCAUACACUAAUGCUCAAAGAAAUGAAACUUGUAAAAAAAAACUAAUUUUUUAAGCUUAGAAAAUACCAAAAUCUAUAUAAAAAAUAAUUUUCAACGUUUUAUUUUCUCUCAGUGUAUAGCAUAGAAGAAUAAAUCAAUGUUUUCUGAACGGAGUAGUACAAUUAACAAAUAAAUCAAUGGGCAUCGAUAAAGAUCAUCAAAACCGGAUUUUAUUGUUGCAUGAACUUUACCAUUCAAGUUACCACUUUUGUCACUUCUUCAAAUUUUGUAGAAUAACCACAUUGUAUACUUUAUACCUAAUAAAUUAAGAUCUGUAUUUCCUUGACUACCUAAAUUAGUGUUGUAAUAAUUUUUUAUAUGGAGAAUAGUUAUCAAUAAUUGUCUUACUUAAAAGGAGUCUUGCUCUCUGUUUACUUAGGAUUAAAGCAUAACAUGUAAAUUGUAAUUAAUUUAAAUUUUUACAUUAAUCGCCAAUUUUUUUCCCACUCUACGAUAUUAUAAUCAAGCGCGAUGAAAUACUCUAUUCCAAAUACGAUUAAUAGUAAGAAAUAAAAGUGUAAUAAAUUGUAUAUAAAAGUGA
Molecule: messenger RNA, 6855 nt
Organism: Phlebotomus papatasi
Lineage: Eukaryota; Metazoa; Arthropoda; Insecta; Diptera; Psychodidae
Exons: 2
Coding region: 426-2180 (584 amino acids)
Cellular component (GO): chitin-based extracellular matrix
Molecular function (GO): structural constituent of chitin-based larval cuticle
Source: RefSeq, a predicted model, not a curated record